This is a messenger RNA of Eruca vesicaria subsp. sativa (arugula), 1405 nucleotides long. The record is from the annotation of a GenBank genome assembly. Lineage: Eukaryota; Viridiplantae; Streptophyta; Magnoliopsida; Brassicales; Brassicaceae.
CUCUUACGUUUGUCGUUUUUCCAAGAGAUAUUAGUAUUUUUCAUUUCUCUCUCUCUGUUUUUUUGCCUAAUCUAUGUUUCUUUUUUGGUGGUAGAAUCAAGAAACCGCUUAAAGAAGAUGGUGAGUGAAGGAGGAUCACUUAAUCUUUGCUUUGAGAAGAUGAAGAUGGGAGGACUCGUGAUCACCGAGUGGAAAGAUAUCCCUGUUGAGCUUCUGAUGAGGAUCCUUAACCUUGUUGAUGAUCGUACGGUCAUCACUGCUUCUGGUGUUUGCACUGGCUGGAGAGAUGCCAUCUCCUUUGGUCUCAGUCAUCUCUCCCUCUCAUGGUGCAAGAAGAACAUGAACAGUUUGGUUCUGUCUCUAGCUCCAAAACUCUUCAAGCUUCAGACAUUAGUACUAAGACAAGACAAACCACAACUCGAAGACAACGCAUUGGAAGCCAUAGCGAAUCACUGUCACGAGCUACAAGAUCUUGACCUUAGCAAAAGCUUGAAACUCACUGACCACUCCCUCUAUUCUCUAGCGCACGGUUGCACUAACCUCACUAAACUCAACCUUAGCGGCUGCAGUUCAUUCAGCGACACUGCUUUGGCCUAUCUGACUAGGUUUUGUAGGAAGCUCAAAGUUCUGAAUCUUUGUGGUUGUGUGGAAGCUGUAUCUGACAAUGCAUUGCAGGCUAUUGGAGAGAACUGUAGUCAAAUGCAGUCACUGAACUUGGGAUGGUGUGAGAAUAUAAGCGAUGAUGGUGUCAUGAGUUUAGCUUAUGGUUGUCCUGAUCUAAUAAGCCUUGAUCUCUGUGGCUGUGUGCUUAUUACAGAUGAGAGUGUGGUGGCUUUAGCGAAUCGUUGUGUACACUUGAGGUCAUUGGGGCUAUACUAUUGCAGAAACAUAACAGACAGGGCCAUGUACUCGUUAGCUCAAAGCGGAGUGAAGAACAAGCACGAGAUGUGGAGAUCAGUUAAGAAAGGCAAAUUUGAUGAAGAAGGACUAAGAAGCCUUAACAUUAGCCAAUGCACUUACCUCACACCUUCAGCGGUUCAAGCGGUCUGUGAUACAUUCCCUGCGCUCCACACUUGUUCAGGCAGGCAUUCACUUGUCAUGAGUGGUUGUCUGAACUUAACAUCGGUUCACUGUGCUUGCAUCCUCCAAGCUCACCGCACUCACACCCACUCUGCUUUACCUCACCCGGCUCAUUGAACUAGUGUUAAAGACAGGAGAGGUCUAUCUCUCUUUCCCUUGGCAUGUGUGUACAUGCAAGCGUAGAGGUUACAUAAAUAAAAGCUUGUUUGUUUGAGUUUUUUCUUCCAGUCUUUGACCAUGCUAGUAACCUUGAACUGGUUACAAUGUAAAUUAUCUUCAAGUUCUAACAAAUAUAUUAAAGAGGUAAGGGAGGUUGAUGUUUCAG